CGUAAAUAUCGGUUUGCGCAGCUCGACGCGCGCGUUCUAUAUUCUAACCACUUUUCCCCAACAUGGCUCAGCACUCUUCUGACGAAACGCUGUCCCUCCUCACAAGACUCAGCCAGAAACCCGGCGUGCAAAGCACCCUCAUACUGUCGCGCGAUACUGGGGCAAUAGUCCGCACAUCAGGUCUGAUCUCGAAGAUCUCCGAGGCAAAUCCCAACAGCACCCUUCCAGCCUCGGGUGAAGCGAACGCGGACAACUACGCAAACACAAGAAAAGAGGGCGGCCUACAAAGCGCAGAAGAUGUUGCAAGCAUGGUGUGGUCAUUCUUGAACUCAGCAGGAGACUUGUUGGAUGGGCUAGAUAAGGAGGAUGAAGUCAAGCUUCUGAGGUUACGGACGAAGAAGAAGGAGCUCGUCAUAAUACCAGAUUCCAAGUUCAUUCUCGUCGCCAUACACGAUACUCCACCGGCAUGAGAAAGUCACCGUACGCAUGAGAUAUACUGAGCUCGUCUUCCUUCAACACUAUGAUACCCCACACCUCAAAAUUAGAUAAUUCAAUUUCUUGACCAAAAGCUUCCGCUCAUUCUGGUUUCGAUGACGUUGGACUUUCUCGAAACAACCGACCUACAUAUGUUGGCAAUUGCAUCUUGUUAUGGAAGUUCUUGCGAGAACAAUCCGGAAUGCGCCGAAAGGAAUGUCUGUGUGGAGAUGCAUAGAUUGGGUUGCUGUCUUGUAAGAGGCAGCUGCGGAAAGCUCAUUGCAGAGACAAGUGAUCUGGUCUCUCCGUUUCUUGGUCAGAUAGUCUGAUCUCGAACGUGUUAUCAGGGAGAGGCCAAAUACUCAUGGGUUGAGAUAUUCGUUCGGCGGACAAGGGCCUCCUAAUCUCGGCGCGUAUACUGCUUCCUGUAAAGGGUGGAGACAACACUUUGCUCCCCGUCGCAACUAUCGACGGUUAG
Molecule: messenger RNA, 952 nt
Organism: Dothidotthia symphoricarpi CBS 119687
Lineage: Eukaryota; Fungi; Ascomycota; Dothideomycetes; Pleosporales; Dothidotthiaceae
Exons: 3
Coding region: 63-470 (135 amino acids)
Biological process (GO): microtubule-based movement
Cellular component (GO): cytoplasm; cytoplasmic dynein complex
Molecular function (GO): dynein intermediate chain binding
Source: RefSeq, a predicted model, not a curated record